This is a messenger RNA of Fonsecaea nubica, 1155 nucleotides long. RefSeq lists its product as hypothetical. Bases 1 to 1155 code for a protein of 384 amino acids. NCBI's taxonomy places the organism in Eukaryota, Fungi, Ascomycota, Eurotiomycetes, Chaetothyriales, Herpotrichiellaceae. The transcript has a single exon. The record is from RefSeq and is a predicted model, not a curated record.
AUGAACAACCCCGCCUUACCCUUCUAUGAUUCCCAAAAUCCAGGGCCGUACGCUUUCAGCAAUCCCCAGCCCAAUGUCGGCUACGCCAUCCCUCCCGGAACUCCCUUUGAUCAUGCCCAGACUCCAUUUCAGCCGGGCAUGAUCCCAAAUCAGAUCCAGAGGCCCUUAUCCCACCCUCAUCAGGCCCAGCAACCUGUUCCUCACCAUCUCUACCAACAACAUCUCGGCCAGAUCGGUACGGCGCCGCGUCCGGAGAGUCGAUCCAGCUACAGCCCGCAGGCCAAAGGUCAGAAUCUUCUCCCUGACCGUGGACUUGGACAGAGUACUCACUACCAGGCAGGGCAUCCUUCCAAUGGGCAAACUCCUGUCCCCGUCCCAGUGAAUCAAGGAGCCAACCUAACGUCCAGUCCUACCCAGUUACAGACUGUAACAACUUCAGCUCAUCCCUUACCGCCUGCCUCUGCGCCCACGUCACUGGACAUGAACAUGGCAGCAAACAUGGCCCUGGCGGGCCAAUCGAGUUCCACAUUGGCUCAACAAGCCCAAAUUCACAAUGCGACACAAGUCGCUCGUGCUGCUCCGCCCCAGCAGCAUCCACAACAACAGCACCACACAAGCGCUGGUGCGGCCAUCUCAGCGCAGUCUGCUGCGAGGGAGCGAGCACGAGUCUCGGUGUUGCUGGAGAUCAAUACCCAUUUGCUGCAGGAAGUUGUGUCGUUACAGGCCCAGGGAAAGGCGGGAAUCACGUCUAACCAGGGACAACAAUCACCUACCUCGCCCACCUCGGCAACAGAUGCGGCCAACACCAUCACCAAUAGCCCAGGAGAGCCACCAAAAUCGGCAGGAGGGACACCUCAGUCAAAGCCACCAUCACAAGAAUAUGCAGAAUGCAUGCGGCGACUGCAGGCCAAUCUAUCCUACUUGGCCGCGAUUGCGGAUGCCAAAAAGAAGGCCAAUGGAGCCCUGCCUUCGGGACCAGCAAUUAUGAUUCCCCCACCUCAUUUGCCGCAGGUAAAUGAGCUGUAUAAAAGGUUGAACGCUCUGUUCCCAGAGGCAAGCCACUCGGCUAUCAACAAAGCAAUGGCGCAAGCCGCCGCGCAAAACCCGAACACUGGUCCCAAAUCGCAAAUACCGUUCACUUCUGCGCAAGGCUGA